UCUGUAAUCGCCCUCUUGUGAUGUGAUUCCUGCAGUUGGUCCAUCUGCCAGAGGUGUUCAUUGCACUCUCAUUCCCAGCGCUACACACGUUGAAAUGGCCAUGAUGUAUUGUCACGAUCGUCGCAAGAUGUCCGCGUCCUUGGAUUGAGACCGCGCGAUUGGCUGUGGGAUUGACAGCGUUUCGACUAGCAGUGUCGCUGUGGACUCCUGCUUUGCCGUUCCUCUGCGACGAUCACUCCUCAUCACCUUCCGAAACGUCUUAAGGGGACUGGGGAUCAUGCCGCCGCUGCCAACAUGUUGUUCGGGUGGUGGAGAGCGCCGCUCCCCGUCGAAGCGGAAUGUGGAUGGCCCAAUCAACUCAGGAAAGAAGCAUUUCGAAUGCGCAGUUUGCUACAAGAAGUUUCACCGAAGAGGAGGUCUUGCAAUUCAUCUUAGAACCCAUACAGGGGAGAAGCCUUUCGAGUGCACGGUCUGCAAAAAGGAGUUCAGCCGAACAGAUCACCCAAGAACUCACCUUAAAACUCACACAGGGGAGAAACCUUUCGAGUGCACAGUCUGUGACAAGUUUACUCAAACAAGUAAUCUGAGAACUCACCUUAAGACCCACACAGAGGAGAAGUCUUUCGAGUGCAUGGUCUGUGACAAGAAGUUUACUCAAGCAAGUAGUCUAAGAACUCAUCUUAUGACCCACACAGGGAAGAAGCCUUUCGAGUGCACGGUCUGCAAAAAGAAGUUUAUCAAUGAAGGUCAUCUAAGAACUCACCUGAACACCCACACAGGGGAGAAGCCUUUCGAGUGCACGGCCUGCAAAAAGAAGUUUAUCCAUGAAGGUUAUCUAAGAAGUCACCUGAAGACCCACACAGGGGAGAAGCCUUUCGAGUGCAUGGUCUGUGACAAGAAGUUUACCCACGCAAGUAGUCUAAGAACUCAUCUUAAGACUCACACAGGGGAGAAGCCUUUCGAGUGCAUGGUCUGUGACAAGAAGUUUACCCACGCAAGUAGUCUAAGAACUCAUCUUAAGACCCACACAGGGGAGAAGCCUUUCGAGUGCAUGGUCUGUGACAAGAAGUUUACUCAAACAAGUAAUCUAAGAACUCACCUGAAGACCCACACAGGGAAGAAGCCUUUCGAGUGCAUGGUCUGUGACAAGAAGUUUACGCUAGCAAGUUAUCUAAGAAAUCACCUGAAGACCCACACAGGGGAGAAGCCUUUCGAGUGCUCGGUCUGCAAAAAGAAGUUCAACCGAACAGAUCACCUAAGAACUCACCUUAAGACUCACACAGGGGAGAAGCCUUUCGAGUGCACAGUCUGUGACAAGAAGUUUACUCAAACAAGUAAUCUAAGAACUCACCUUAAGACCCACACAGAGGAGAAGCCUUUCGAGUGCAUGGUCUGUGACAAGAAGUUUACUCAAGCAAGUAGUCUAAGAACUCAUCUUAUGACCCACACAGGGAGGAAGCCUUUCGAGUGCACGGUCUGCAAAAAGAAGUUUAUCAAUGAAGGUCAUCUAAGAACUCACCUGAAGACCCACACAGGGGAGAAGCCUUUCGAGUGCACGGUAUGCAAAAAGAAGUUUAUUCAAGCAGGUAAUCUAAGAACUCACCUUAAGACCCACACAGGGGAGAAGUCUUACGAGUGCACGGUCUGCAAUAAGAAGUUCACUCGUGGAGGUUAUCUAAGAACUCAUCUCCAAACCCAUGUAGGAGUGCACAGUUUGCGCUCUGACGUUUAGUCGAGCAAGGAGUCUGAAAAUUCACAUCUGGUCCAAUGAAGCUUUAUGGUUUGUAAUGGCGGUCAGGCUGGCGGUGGCCUGCGGAAGCGUCUCAGUAUCCAUGCAAGGAAGUCACUCCCAGACCGCCGCGUCGCGGAAAGAGGAGCCGAUGCAAGUUGCUUGUGCGAUUAUUACGUGCAGAAGAAUAGUUUUAAAUAUCAGACAAUUAGCUGUGACGUACAUAAGGGAUGUCUGUUGUUCAAAUCUUGUCUAUUUUGUUUUAUUAUAUUUGGUCUCUACAGAAU
Messenger RNA from Thrips palmi, 2016 nucleotides. RefSeq names its product gastrula zinc finger protein XlCGF57.1-like. The record is from RefSeq and is a predicted model, not a curated record. Gene Ontology annotation, cellular component: nucleus. The coding region runs from base 278 to 1732 and encodes 484 amino acids. NCBI's taxonomy places the organism in Eukaryota, Metazoa, Arthropoda, Insecta, Thysanoptera, Thripidae. The transcript is spliced from 3 exons.